CCGCCUCCCGGGGCGGCGGGGCGGGCCGACGGCUCGGGGCCUUGCUGGCUGAGGCCUGGCCGCGGCGGGAGAAGGGCCGAUGGAGGCAGCGGCGGCGGGCGGCAUCGCCCUGCACGACUUCAGCGGGCGGCUGGGCGAGCAGCGGGUGCACUUCCACGCCAUGCGGCUGCGGGACUCGCUCUUCCUCUGGGUGGGCGCCGCGCCCGCCCUCGCCAGCCUGGCCGUCGCCAUGUGCAGCCCCCGCGACAGUAUCCCGGUGGCCGCCUCGCUCCUGGGGGAUCCCUCCGACACCGCCUCCGCCUGCCUGGCCCAGCGCUUGGUGGCCAGGAAGAGCCACCUGAGAAAAGCCUUUCCUGGUGAUGGCUGUGGAGGAGAUGGGGCCGAGGAGCCGAUGGUGUGGCAGACAGGGACCCCAGCAGAGACCCCUGUCCUGCCCCAGGACGAGGCUGAGCAGGGUAAGCAUCUCCGCGUUUCCUUUCUGCCCUGCUGCAUCACCUGGUACCCGACUCCUCCAUACAAGAUAUGCUUAGCAAAAACUUUCCAACUCUGUGAGAGCAUCUGGAAAAAAAUAAUGAUCACAGAAGUGUUCAUCUCUUUAGGAAAAGGAGCAAAACUGGAGCUGCCAAGGCAGGAAGUUAGUUUGUGUUUUAUUGUCGUGACAGAGGCAGAGGGCCAGACCAACUUUAGAAGUCGGGGCUCCCCACAUUGGAGAAGAUCAGUACUGACUACCUGGUUUCAGGCAAAAACCCCAAAAAACAGCAAAUCAAGUGAAUUUCAUAAUUUUUUAAAAAAUAAAUUGCUGCAUGUUCCUGUCACCUAGUGUGUUUACUAUGUAAAUGCCGGUAAGUUUAAACAACCAUUCUCUUCCCUGGGCCCAUCUGUCAUCAGAGAGCAACCACUAGAACAGGAAACGAUAAAGCGCUGUGGACAACAGUGGUGAGCACACCAGGACCACUGACAGUGCUGGAAGCAGCCAGUUUAAUAGGCUUUGUGGAUGGUUUAGAAGAGACGUAACCAUAGCUUGAGCACACACGCGCAGAGACCGUGAACGAAGGAGCUGCUGGCUCCACGGCACGAUGGAUGGCAGGAUGCCGCUCUCCGCCUCAGCACUUGCCCCUGCUGCUCUGCUUUCAGGACCUUUUUCGUUAAGACUUUUGUUUUGCUACUUCGAUUUUUUGUUGUGAACUCGCCCCCACCCCAAUGUGUGUGGCUUGCAACAAGCAACUCAUAUUGAAGGCAAAAGUUAUUGCACAAACUUGGCACAUGAAUACUGCAUGAAUGGGGAAGGCCUGGGUUUUUUCCUUAGGUGAACACAGACUGCAGUCUCAGCACAGAACAAAGAGAAGCAGCUGUGCUCAAGCUCAACAAUAAAAUUUGAAUGUAAGGACGAUCAGGCUCUUGCUGUCGCAGCAAGUCUAGCAAAGGUGAAAAAAACCAGUAGUGUAACUUUGGGCAAAACUACCAUCAACAGGUCCAGUGUUUCUUACCAGGCUCAAGAAGAACCCAAAUAUCCACAUCUUCUGUGCAAAAAUUAGCAGCUUUAGGACAACAUUGUUACUCUGAAUGCAACAAUCUCUGUCGCUUCUGCAGGUCUACCGGUCCCCUUGCACUUGUCAGCAUCUGAGGCUGCGCUACUGCAUUGUCUGCCAGGGAGCACGUAUCUCUGAUUUAUUGGGGCCUGUAAGAGGACAUUGGCAGCCUAAUGGAGGAUGGAAAUUGUUAGGUACAGUAGUUAAUCGACAAUAUAUACAGCAAAGGAGGAAGGGGGGAGGGAAGGUAGAGGAGGAAAGUGCAAACAAGCGCUUUCCAUGCAUACGAACGCAAGCUGUACGUCAAACAAAGUGGCAAUCAUAUGGACACUCAAUACAACAUCAAAAUCCUG
Messenger RNA from Phalacrocorax carbo (great cormorant), 1882 nucleotides. The record is from RefSeq and is a predicted model, not a curated record. Lineage: Eukaryota; Metazoa; Chordata; Aves; Suliformes; Phalacrocoracidae.